UCCAGAGAAGCUAAAGGCAGUCGGGCUCGGGGAUGUCGGUGAGCUGCGGUAGCCAAGACGCUCUUCACUCUAGAAUUCUAAGACCCCCUGGGGCCACGGUAGAACCUGGGGCGCCCCUCGAGUAGCCACGGACCCUUUCCGUGCAGAACCGUGGGGCUGCGGACAGGUGCAGAGCCCCGCCUCGCCGGGAGCGUCUGUGACCCCAGGACCCGCUUGAGCGCUGCGCCCUCGCGGCCAUCCCCGUGGGUUCCGCAGGGAAGGUGCUCGCUGGCUGGCACCAUGAUCGUUGCCGACGCGGAGAACUGCGCCGGAAUCCAGGGCUAUAUUGCCUACGCCAAGUGCAGCGGCGCUGGGGCCGCGGAGGAGCAGAAGGUAGUCCCUACUCGGAGGCUCCCCCGGGGUCCCAGUGCCUUCAUCCCAGUGGAAGAGAUCCUGCAGCAAGGGCCAGAGGCCUUUGAGCAUCAGCUGGGUCUGGAGGUUUUGGCCUCUGGACGGCCAGACAAUGUCAUGCUGGUGAUGGGUCUGCACCCCGACUACCUCAACAGCUUCUGGAAGAUGCAGGGCCUGCUGCUGCGAGUGGACGGACCCCUGCCCUGCCCCUGGAGGCACUACAUUGCCAUCAUGGCCUCCGCUCGGCAUCAAUGCUCCUACCUGAUCAGCUUCCACAUGACUGAGUUCCUGCAGGUGGGCGGAGACCCUGAGUGGCUCCUUGGUAUCCACCGGGUCCCCCAGAAACUCCGCAACCUCAACGAGAUCAACAAGCUGCUGGCCCAUCGACCUUGGCUCGUCACCAAGGAGCACAUUGAGGCUCUUCUGACCACUGGCGAGCACAGCUGGUCCCUGGCUGAGCUCAUCCAGGCAGUAGUCUUGCUCACCCAUUAUCACUCCCUGGCAUCUUUUGUUUUUGGCUGUGGCAUCCUCCCUGAGGGGGAUCCAGAGGGCAACCCUGCCCUCCAGGUUCCCUUACCAUCCAGUGGGCAGAGCAGUCCUCCCAACGGAGACCCCCUUGGCAGUUCUGGGGGCUUUGAUGCUGUUCGGGAAGUUGAGGCCUUGAUGGAGCGGAUGAAGAUCCUGCAGGAAUGCCAGCUACAAGAAGAGGCUGCCUCCCAAGAGGAGAUGGAGAGCCGCUUUGAGCUGGAGAAGUCUGAGAGCCUGCUGGUGGCCCCCACAAGUGACAUCCUAGAACUUACUCCAUCCCCUGAUGUCUUGUGCUUUGUGGAAGAUCCCACUUUUGGGUAUGAGGACUUUACGCGGCGAGGCACCCAGACCCCUCCAACCUUCCGAGCCCAGGACUACACCUGGGAAGACCAUGGCUACUCCCUGAUUCAGCGACUCUACCCAGAGGGAGGGCAGCUACUGGAUGAGAAGUUCCAGGUGGUGUACACCCUCACCUACAAUACCAUUGCCAUGCACAGCGGUGUGGACACUUCUAUGCUCCGCAGGGCCAUCUGGAACUACAUCCAUUGUGUCUUUGGCAUCAGGUAUGAUGACUAUGAUUAUGGGGAGGUGAACCAGCUCUUGGAGAGGAGCCUCAAGGUCUAUAUCAAAACUGUCGCCUGUUAUCCAGAGAAGACAACCAAGAGGAUGUACAGUCACUUUUGGAGGCACUUCCGGCAUUCUGAGAAGGUCCAUGUGAAUCUGCUACUGCUAGAGGCCCGGAUGCAAGCAGCCCUCCUCUACGCCCUCCGCGCCAUUACUCGCUACAUGACCUGAUGGUGGGCGUCAUGGCCCUCCCAGCUCCGGACUGGACGCUACUUUUGCUGGGGGGCCCGCUUCCUUUCUAACCUACAGACUAUUGGUCUCUGCCCGUAUCACAUUCCCUCUCUGUCCCACUGGCUGCAAUCUGGUCUUGUCUGUGAAACCUUGGAAAUCAAGUGCCUCUGGGCCCCCCUACUCUUCUCCAUCCCUUUCCCCCACCCCAGUGGAACCAAAAGGACCUCUCUGUCUGCUCUGGGACCAUCCAGGCCAUGUUCUCAUCCUUUCUUCCCUCCCUCCACCUUGGAAACACAUGACUUCCUCCAUCACCAAGGUCAAGGAGAAGAAGUCACUACAAAGAGGACUUUUCUAAGCCGCAGCUUCCUGAGAGAGCCCACCCCCACUUUGGCCCUGCCUCUCUUACCUGCCACGGGAAGGUGUGUACUGGGUUCAAUGGACUAGGGCUCCUGGAUGAAGAGGAAACAUCACAACCUGGGGUAGCACCUGCUCGAAACUGGGCUGACACUCCAUGGCAUUGGGGGAGCAGGGGCACUGCCAAGGCCCCUGCCCCCUAAGCCUAUUCUUCUAGCCCUGUUACCCUAAGAAACUUGGGCAGUCAGAGGGAUUAUACGUGGGUCCCUGGAUCUGUUUUCAUGAUUCCCCUUCCCCCUACCUUGUUUCCCUUCCCCCACUGCUGGCAGUGGGGAUCCCCAGAAGAGAUCAAGGCAGGAGGGGGGGAAUAGGAAGAAGAUUGAUGGGGAAAUUUGCUUAUUUGAGAGGAGGGAGGGAGUGGAUGCUCUUUCCUUUUUUUCCCUGAGACCUGGACGGGGAGGGAUGUGAAGAAAGUCUCCUUCAGGAUUGGCUUCAUCCAUCCCUACUUGACCCGUGCCUAAGGAAACUGGACUUUUAAUAGGAUAUGUUCUACCCAGAGCAGCCAGGCUCUGCCAAAAUCAGCACCUUGACCUCCUGCCUCCCCCCUUCCCUCCCCUGCCCUUGUGUUUACUAAAAGGACGGGUUUGGGGAAUAAAGUUGACAGCACAGUAAAAGUGUUGGAUUGGGGGUAGUUGGGAAAUCUUGAGUUCCCUGGCCCCACUUUGCCACUGACUGGUUAGCUGUGUAACUUUAGGCUUAGGCCAUGGCCCUCCCUGAGUAUCAGUUUCCUCAUCUACCAAAUGGGAACCCUUUUGGUUCCAGAAUUUAUAAUCGAUCUAUACUGUUUCCAAAGCAAGCCCAGAGGUCUUUAGGACCCUAAAUUCACCCUUCCUUAGCCAAGGAGGAGAGGAACCUGUAUGUAUCCCUUUGGACCCCUGCCCCCCACCCCACUCCACACCCCUGUGCCCUGGGGUCCAGGCACCCCCAGAAGGGCCAGAGCCAUUCUACAUUGCACUUUCUCUGAUAUGAAAACUGUGAAUUGUUUGCCAUCUUUCCCCAGUCCUUGUGCUCUGUCUCUUACUCCUGGACACUUGGGAGGUGUCAGAAGUUGCCAUCCUUCAUAAAUAAAGCUGCUGUUCCUGCUCCACUCCCUCUGCAUCCCUCCCCCAACCCAUCAGCAGGACUCCUCAUCCAUGCUGAGGGUCUCGCGAGGGGGAAGGAAAUGAGCGGGGAGAUGUGGGCCAGAUGCGCCACUCUCAUCAUGCAGGUCAUGGUGAAAUAAAUGGCUGGUAUGUGGAGGCUGGGCGGGGCUGUAGACCGCCUGGCCCCAAGCCAGGACCCCAAAGAUGUGUACUGUCCCUAUGAAUUUCACAAAGGGAAAAAGCUGGGGAGGAAAACAGUGUUUCAAUGCAGAAAUAUUUGUUACUUUGCUACAUACUCCAUAUUGACAAAUAAAACAUUCACUGGG
Vombatus ursinus (common wombat) is the source of this 3535-nucleotide messenger RNA. RefSeq names its product sestrin 2 (gene SESN2). NCBI's taxonomy places the organism in Eukaryota, Metazoa, Chordata, Mammalia, Diprotodontia, Vombatidae. Gene Ontology annotation, biological process: negative regulation of TORC1 signaling; cellular response to leucine starvation; positive regulation of macroautophagy. The transcript is spliced from 10 exons. Gene Ontology annotation, molecular function: oxidoreductase activity, acting on peroxide as acceptor; L-leucine binding. The record is from RefSeq and is a predicted model, not a curated record. Gene Ontology annotation, cellular component: nucleus. The coding region runs from base 280 to 1713 and encodes 477 amino acids.